GGCCGUCUUGCACCUCUUUGUACAAUACUCACCACAUCCAGUGCAUUGCAAACGCCUCUUGUACCCAGUCUAUCAACCGACCUCGAAAGAAACACACUGUGGUGCAGCACGUCGCAGAAGCAGCCCGAUGGUAACGCAACGAAUACGUAGGGGGUCACCCUCUCCAUCCACCUCCCUGGCGGAUUCUUCGUUGGUGUUUGUAUUGGCGGUGGCAAUGGUCAGUUUUUUUGCYGGSACAUUGUUUGCCGCGCACAUGAACAUGGAUUGCCUCGGGCACGAYGUCACCAUUAGGGGCGGGAGCAUCACCGGGGACCACCAUUUCAUGAACGCCAGGGUGGAAGAAUUAGCGCAGAAGCGUGUGCGAGGUACGUKUGCAGUAUCGUGUUUGUGGGAUUGUUUGCUUGGAAAGCUGUGAGUUGACGCASGCUCGGUGCGCCUUUCCGAUCCGUUCGUUGUUYGGUCGAUGAGRUUKUCAGGCACCGUACAACAUCUCACCACGACACUGCCAAAAAACMUUUUGGACGACAACAUGACUGUCAMUGYAACAUCAAUAUAUGCGCCUGAACCCMUUGCAGAGUUGCAAAAGGCAAUGYCUACRCCCAAGUGUAGUGACAAAGACGGCGAGGUUSCYAUCGAYCAACUCGGCCYKGAACAKACRUCGCCACCGAGAAAGGAUACGGAACCAUCRCUGCUGAAAUUUCCGGACACCACCAACAAUUACGCACGCGGGAUGGUCCGAACCCCUAAGACACAGUUUUUUGACCAACUCGACMUUGGGGUYCCCAUGGAUCCGGCCAAGGCGGGGGAUUCGGACGUUCUGAUUCUGUACAACCGAGAAAAGGCCCUUCCAGAUGACUACUAUGACACUUCGUUGCUGUCGAAAGCUGUGCAAWACGACGACGAUCGAAACUCGGAGUCGUCAUCCAGUAUCCCAUCGAUAGGGACCAAGGACGCCCUMAAAAAUUGUGACUACGUCAACGUUGUUCUAUCGUAUCACGAAGGACGCGCCAACUACUGCACAGCGAUUGUUCCGCAGUACGAAUCGUACCACAUCCAGAAAUGGAUGAGGCUGGGCGACGGGAAAGAGAAAAAGGGCGUCGAUCCCUCGGCGGAACUGCAGCUUGUGUCCCGAGGGAUGCAGAGCAAUGGGAAAAACCAGUUCGAGCCGCCCGUCGAUAGGAAUCGCAGGGAGGCCUGGGGGAUGCUCACCACGUACUAUUCGUCUUUUGCCGACGCGACGGCUGUCCUCAAGCCGCUCGUCAAGAAGGUGGCCACGAGAAAGAAGACCGUCACGGUGAUGGUGUCCAAUUUUGGACAGAGCGAGCUGCUGGUGAAUUUUGUCUGCGCCGCACGAUCGCGGAACAUGGACAUUUCGUCCAUCCUGGUCUUUGCCACCGACAUGGAAACGAAAGAGCUGGCGGAAAGCCUGGGACUGACCGCCUUUUACGACAAAUGGGUAAGUGUGCGACGGAACAGCCACUGCAACACCGUGUUUCAUGACUUCAUUGCGCUUCUGUAGGAAGAGCACCACUACCGUUWSAUCCGAGUCUGAUGUAUCUUUUUUMWUCACGUUUCRUUSCCUGGCAAUUGCCCAACAAUAAAUUUUAUUGCGACGC
Molecule: messenger RNA, 1616 nt
Organism: Pseudo-nitzschia multistriata
Lineage: Eukaryota; Bacillariophyta; Bacillariophyceae; Bacillariales; Bacillariaceae
Source: the annotation of a GenBank genome assembly